Molecule: messenger RNA, 4140 nt
Organism: Miscanthus lutarioriparius
Lineage: Eukaryota; Viridiplantae; Streptophyta; Magnoliopsida; Poales; Poaceae
Source: the annotation of a GenBank genome assembly
AUGGCUCUGGUCAUGGGGGCGAUGGGCAAGCUCGCCCCCAAGUUGCUCCAGCUGCUCCAAUCUGAAUACGAGCUGCAGAAGAACGUGAAGAGGAAGGUGGAGUUCGUCACUCGGGAGCUGGAGAGCAUCCAGGCCGCCCUCCGCAAGGUGGCGGCAGUGCCGUGGGAUCAGCUCGAUGAGCAGGUCAAGGUAUGGGCUCGCCAAGUUAGGGAUGCAUCUUAUGACAUGGAGGAUGUCCUCGACACCUUCCUCGUGCGUGUCGAGGGUGGGGAGCCUGUAAACGGCAGCAGGCUCAAACGUGCAGUGAAGAAGAUGGGUGGCCUGGUUGGCAAGUUCAAGGCUCGUCGCGACAUCACUGGUGCCAUUGAUGACAUCGAGAAGCAGCUUCAGGAGGUCGCCGACAGGCAUGCCAGGUACAAAAUUGAUGAUAUUGUGGCCAAUCCUGCACCUGCAACAACUGUUGAUCCUCGCCUUUCAGCUUAUUACACAAAAGCAUCUCAGCUCGUUGGCAUCGAUGAGCCAAGGGAUAAACUCAUUGAGAUGCUGUCCAUACGUGAGGGUGACAGGUCCAGCAAUGAGAUGAAAAUUAUCUCUAUUGUUGGGUUUGGAGGAUUGGGCAAGACCACUCUUGCCAAGGCAGUAUAUGACAAGGUUUAUCAUCAAUUUGAUUGUGGUGCUUUUGUUCCAGUGGGCCGUAAUCCUGACCCAAAGAAAGUCCUGAGGGACAUUCUAAUUGAUCUCAUUGAUGGUGAGGACGAGAAACCCUUCUCUGAUCAGUAUAAUGGAAGGAACACCGUUCCUGAUCUGAUGCCACUGGAUGAAUGGCAGCUCAUCAUUAAACUUCGUAAAUUCAUCAAAGGAAAAAGGUACUGCAUCGUUAUCGAUGAUAUAUGGGAUGAAAAAACAUGGAAAGUCAUUAAAAAUGCUUUCGUGGACAGUAAUCCUAGAAGUAGAAUAAUUGCAACCACUCGCAAUUCUAAAGUCUCUGAAGAAAUUGGCAAAGUUUAUAGAAUGGAAAAGCUUCCAGAAAGCCAGUCAAGAAAACUAUUAUAUACAAGAACAUUUGGCACAGAAGAAAAAUGGCCAGGGAACAAUGAUGAAUUGGCUGUGGUAUCUCAAAAAAUAUUGCAUAGAUGUGAUGGUGUACCACUAGCUAUUGUUACAAUAGGCAGUUUGUUGGCUGGGAAACAAAUAGAGGAGUGGUCCAAUGUGUAUGACUCAGUUGGUUUUGGCCAUGGAGAUGACCCACAAGUUAAUAAUAUGAAGAAGAUAUUAUCUUUCAGCUACUACGAUCUACCCUGUCAUCUAAGGACAUGCAUGUUGUAUCUAACUGUGUAUCCAGAAGAUUCUAGGAUCAACAAUGGUGACUUAAUUUACAGGUGGAUAGCUGAAGGUCUAGUCCAGACAGAAGAAGGAAAAGAGCCUUUUAAGGUAGGAGAAAGCUACUUCCUUGAGCUCAUAAAUAGAGGCAUGAUCCAACCAGUGGGGCACUAUGGUUUUUUAAAUGGUUGUCGUGUCCAUGACAUGGUACUUCAUAUGAUUCGUAAUCUGUCCAGGGAUGAAAACUUUUUUGCUGUGCAGGAUAGUAAGCAAUGGUCACAAGGAAGUGAUGUCCGUCGACUAGCCUUGCACCGGGCAGAACAUAUUGAAGUUAAUGAUAGAGACGUGCCAAAACUGAGAUCAUUUUAUGCCAUAUGGUGCGUUACAGACAACAUCCCCCCUGUUUCGAGAUUUAAAUUGCUGCGUGUGUUGUCUCUAGAGGGUUGUCGUCCUCUGGAAGGUCAUCUUGAUACAGAGUAUCUGGGGACGUUACUUCAUCUGAGGUACCUUGCGCUAGUGGAUACACCUAUCCGUGAGCUCUCUAAAAAAAUAGGGCAUCUUAAGUUUCUGCAGACACUGGACUUGACUAGAACUGGGGUAGAAGAACUAUCGACGAGUAUGAAGCAGCUUACAAAAUUAAUGUGCCUACGUGCUGAUGACAGGACGAGAGUGCCGGAUUGGAUCUGCGAGCUGACAUCCUUAGCAGAGCUGUGGAUGGAGUGUGCUGAUGGAGACAGGUGCUUAAUCAAGGGGUUGGGCAAGCUAAGAAACCUCAGGACGCUCUGCAUAACAAUAACUGUGCUGGACGAAGGAGAGGUGCGGGGAUUUCUAGAGGCCCUGAGUAAUCUGGAAAAGAUAGAAUCUAUAUUAGUCCAGAUGUCGGAACAUUUUGCCUUCAAGGACCCUAUCAUGCAACCGAGUUUUGUCCUACAUUGCAAUAAUCUCCGUGUACUGAAGUUACUCCCGUUGGUAUUCUCAAAGCUGCCCAAGUGGAUUAACCCUCAAGCUCUUCCCAAGCUCUGCAGCUUGACUCUGAGUUUUUCUAUACUGUAUCAGCAGGAUGUGGAAAUGCUUGGCAAGUUCGAGAACCUCUGUUAUCUCGGUCUACACGUCUCUGGUGUGUCGUCAAAAAUUAGUAUUGUUGGUGGUGGAAGAUUCCAGAAUUUGAGGUACUUCAAAAUGUCCGGAGCUGAGGUACUAGAAUUUGUACGGGGAGCUGUGCCAAGGCUUGAAGACAUAUGGUUGCUCAUCUCUGUGCGUAGAAUAUUUAACACUAGGUAUGACCUCGGUCUCAAUUUUGGAUUGGGAAACAUGUCUGCGCUCCGGGCAGUGGAAGUUGUAUUGGACUGUGCCUAUUGCCUCCCUAGGGAGGUGGAGCAAGUGGAGGCUGUGUUGAGGCACACAGUCAGCAUCCACCCCAACCGUCCAACCCUUCAAAUCACUAGAACACAUGAAGACGGAAUGGUGACCUCCUCAGAUUCAGAUUCGCAGAUGUUGUUGGAACGACAAACAUGGAAGAGGAUAGGACUCGCCAACCAGGUUGAUCAUCGGAUAGACCUUCAUAACACACUGAGCAAUAAGGUAUUCGAGAUUGUUAAGCAGAAAACCAAUACAACUCUCAGGGAUGCUGCAAAACAUAAGGGGCAACGAUUUCGUGAGAACUUCAAUGCCAUCAAUGACCGUGUGGCACAUGAACUACUUCGGGUGAAAGAAAAAAUACCUAAUCUUGACCUCAAAAGAUUGACGGAAGAAAUUGAGGAUACGGAACGGGCGCUCGAGAUACUUACGGUUGAAUAUCCACGGCUGGCUGCAAUGCUGGAGGAACUGAUAACUGCACUCAGCCUGGAGGCAGAGGAUGAGGAUGAGGUCACAGACGACAAGGAGGCAACGGCAACCUCACUAUCCGACAGAAAAGUGGAGGAUGAGGGAGCUGUGCCAAGGCCUCGAGUCAUGGCCUUGUACAUCGAUGUGGAUGAUGUAAUGGACAACAACAUCGGUCUCCACUUUGGAGUAGGAAACCACCGGUCUCUCCAGGGACAGGGAAUCAAGGCUUACAUCGACUGUGCCCUUUGCUUCCCAACUGAAGUGGAGUCGGUGGAGGCUGAGUUGAGGCACGCCAUCCAUAUCCAGCAACCCAACAACCCUCCAACCAUUGAGAUCAUAAGAUUCCGUGAAGAUAAAAUGGUGAACUCUGAUUCGCAGAUGUUGGAACGACAAAAGCGGAGGGACGCAAGACUCUGGGUAAGAAUUGGACAUCAGCAAGACCUUCAUAACGCAAUUUAUAGCGAGGCAGUCGAGAUGCGCGAGCUGAUAACGAACUUGAAUCUCAAUGAUGAUACAAAGAAUAAGGAGCAACGAUUUCAUGAGAACUUCAAUGCCGUCGAAGACCGUGUGGAACAUGAACUACUUCGGGUGAAUGAAAAUAUACCUAAUCGUGACCUCAAAAGAUUGACAGAUGAAAUUGAGGAUAUGGAACGGGCGCUCCAGAUACUUACGGUUGAAUAUCCACGGCUGGCUGCAAUGCUGGAGGAACUGAAAACUGCACUCGGCCUGGAGGCAGAGGAUGAGGAUGAGGUUGAGGUCACAGACGACAAGGAGGCCUCGGCAACCUCACUAUCCGAGGAGGCCAUAGCGACGCGGCCUGAUGAGAUUCGCGAGGUGUGGGCAGCCAUCCUUGAGGACAAGCUCGCCAAGAUCCGCGACAUCAUCGACGACUGCCCUUACGUCGCCAUGGACGUGCAGCACCCUCUCUGUCCGGACCUGCUGAGCAAGUCGCUGGCCGAGUACAACUAUGCCACGAUGAAGGCCACCGUCGACUGA